GUGUGGUUCUGUGCUGAGUCAAGAGAAAAGCAAAGUUCUUCCUUGUUUCUCAGUGACUUGGCAAAAUUAGGAGGUUGUGCCCAGGUCAGACGCAGUCCGGUGCAGAAACAAGGUUUGCAUUACCAUGGAAAAACUGUAAAUAAAUGUGUCCCUCCUCACUGGUGCUGUGGCUCAGUUUGGGAGCUUUGAUAGAAUGUGCUGCUGGAAGUGACUGGUGCUAUACUGGCUGUGCGCACAGCCCGACCCACUGGGGAGACAUCUCUUCUUUCUGUCGAGGACAGAGGCAGUCUCCUAUUGAUAUAGACACCAGCCAUGUUCAAAGAGACCCGAACCUGCUGGACUUUACCUUCAAAAACUUCUCCUCUCAGGAUGUCUUGAAAUCCAUCACCAACAAUGGACAUACAGUGGUAUGCUUGCUGAAGGAUAAUGAAGUUGAAGUGAGUGGAGGUGGACUUAAUGGAACAUAUUCUACGCUCCAGUUUCAUUUUCACUGGGGUGAUACUGCCCAUCAUCCAGGCUCGGAGCACACGAUUGACAAGUUGAGAUAUCCAGUGGAGAUGCAUAUCGUUAGUCUGAAGAAAGGUCUCACUAAGGAACAGGCCGUCGCAAAUCCGGAAGGAAUUGCUGUUCUUGGGUUUUUCCUUAACGCAACAGAAGAUGGAAAUAUGACAGGACCAUGGGGCAUACUCACAUCUUACCUGAUGAGCAACAUAAACACUGAGAUUGCCAUAAACCAUAGCCUCUCUAUUGAUGACCUGAUUGGAAGUGUUUCCCGAACAAAGUACUAUCGCUACAUGGGCUCCCUGACAACGCCCAACUGCAGUGAAGCAGUCGUAUGGACUGUCUUUCAAGAGCCAAUCAACAUCAACAAAAAUCUGAUUGAGCGGUUUGCCUCGAUUACGGGACUCACCAAUGUUUAUCGGCCUGUACAAGAACUUAAUGGACGUCAAGUGUUUGCGUCUCCUGAAGUUUCUCUCCCUCCCAGCGGUCCAUGGUGCUAUGAUAAUCACUGCAUUUACAAUCAGUCUCGCUGGCACCUUCUGUCUCCGUCACACUGUGGCGGUGAAAAUCAGUCACCCAUCAACAUUGAGUCAAAGAAGGCUGUGCUGGACAAACAACUUAACGCCUUCACCUUUACAAAGUUUGACGACAAACACACCAUCAAGUACAUCACCAACACCGGCCACGCAGUUAAGUGUGUGCUGAAAGAAAACACAGUGGAGAUAUCGGGAGGCGGUUUGGGACAUGUCUACUCCACCCUUCAGUUCCAUUUCCAUUGGGGUUCCACUGUCUCCAAGGGCUCGGAGCACAUGGUGGAUUCAAAACGAUAUUCAAUGGAGAUGCAUAUAGUGAACAAGAGGAAGGAUUUAACUUUGGACGAGGCUGUACAGACUUCGAAUGGCCUGGCAGUUCUGGGUUUCUUUAUUGAGGCUGAAUCGACCAAAAGCAGCAGCGGCUCAGGACAGACAAAUCCCACACCGAGUCCAGCAGCUGAUACUGGAGCCUGGAAGAAAUUGACAAACUAUCUCUCAGCUAUUGAAGACAUCGACUCAAAAGUUAACUUCACGGAGGAGAUCUCUAUUGAUGACCUGCUCAGCAGUGUGAGCAAAAGUGUGUACUACCGCUACAAUGGCUCCUUAACCACCCCUGGUUGUAACGAAGCUGUGGUUUGGACCGUCUUUAAAGAGUCUAUCAAAGUCGACCAAAAACUGAUGAUGCUGUUCCCAACUCAGAUGAAAUACAACAACGUGUAUCGGGCUCCGCAGGCUCUUCAGGACAGGACAGUCUACACCUCAGCCGCAGCCAGCUGCCUUGCACCCAUCAUGCAGUUUCUGCUGCCGGCAUGUCUUUUUACCAUUGUAUCCAAUUUGCAUAUUUAAAAAGAGCUACCUACCUUAAAUUGCUGUGAAGGAUAAUCAUAUCUUAUUGAUUAUCUGUUUGUACUCUGAAGGUUAUAUCCGUAGUUGUAAGUAAAGGACGAUGUGGUGUUUUCUGUAGUUUAUUUUGACACUUUCGUAUAUGCAGUAUAAUAAGCUGUGAUCUCAUAAUCAAGAUGUUGACUACAGAAGGUUAAUUAAAAAAAAAUCUUAUAUGGUUUAUUAAACUUCGAAGUGUUAUCAGGCUCUUUACCUUCAACCAUGGCUGUGAAUAAUUGUAAAAUUUUGAGAUUGCUAACCACAAAUACAUAAUAUGCUGUAUGGAUUAAAAAAAAUGGAAUUGAGUGAAUCACAGACUGAUGUCUAUCAUACUAACCAGUGUCUGGGUGUAUUUAUCAGAAGGAAAUUAAUAACUGUGAAACUUAAAUAAAUAACUGUAUUGAAACCA
Messenger RNA from Paralichthys olivaceus (Japanese flounder), 2325 nucleotides. RefSeq lists its product as uncharacterized. Gene Ontology annotation, biological process: one-carbon metabolic process. Gene Ontology annotation, molecular function: zinc ion binding; carbonate dehydratase activity. The record is from RefSeq and is a predicted model, not a curated record. NCBI's taxonomy places the organism in Eukaryota, Metazoa, Chordata, Actinopteri, Pleuronectiformes, Paralichthyidae. Gene Ontology annotation, cellular component: plasma membrane.